AUGUCAGGCUGCACGUCACGUCUUCCGCUCUUCAUUCAAUCGCGACUCGCCCACGAUGCGGACGAGCGAUCAAUAGCAAAUGCUCCCAUGUCCAGUCAGUCAUCCAGGCGCCCUUCGCCAUCACCUCACAGCCCGGCCGUUGCCUCUUCCAGCCGCCAUGCGAGCCUUAUGGACGAUGAUUCCGAUGAUGGCCUCGAGCUGCACAACGAAGAGCUGCUGGCGGCCGAAGAUCCCAUGAGCCAUGGCGACAUCUCCUUCAAGCGCAGGAAUCCCAUCGUCGCCAAGCCCUCUCUAGCCUCACGCUUUCUCUCGUCUCCAUUCGGCGGGAGUAGAUCGAACACGCCGCCCGUUCUGACCCCCUCGACGUCCGAUACCGCGGGAUCUCCGGGGCCCCGCUCUCCGCCAAAUCGUCGCCGAGCCCGUGCAGGAACAUAUCCCACACCCAAUACAGUCCUUUCCUAUCUAGACACCUCUUCGGGUGAUGUUCAAGACACAAAAGACGGUGGCAGCCUUGAUUGGUACGUCGAGGGUCCCGGCAGAAGAGUGGGAUACGACAACUUAACCUCGAUCGACUGGAUCUACGAGUAUGGCAGGGAGCGCCUUCGUCAGAGGCAAUUGAUCAUAAACUCUCCGGGACUGCUGGGCCAGCUGCGAUUAAUAGCGGAUGGAAGUCAGAUAUGGGUCAUUCUGGUCCUCACCGGCAUCGCAGUCGGCAGCAUUGCUGCGGGAAUCGAUGUAGCAAGUGACUGGCUGGGAGAUCUCAAGACGGGAAUUUGUCACAACACCGGCGAUGAAGAUGGCAGGUGGUAUCUUAACAGAUUGUUCUGCUGCUGGGGAGUCGAAAUGUAUGCCCAAUGUCCAAGCUGGAGAUCGUGGAGCAAUGUCCUGGGCAUCGGGAACAAGGGAGGCAGCUAUAUCGUGGAGUACAUCACCUUUGUCCUGUUCUCGGUGCUCUUCGCGUCUUGUGCGAGUCUGCUGGUCAAUCGGUACAGCAUCUACGCCAAACAAAGCGGCAUUCCAGAGAUCAAAACUUUGCUUGGGGGGACCGUGAUUCGACGCUUUCUGGGGCUCUGGACAUUGAUCGUCAAGUCUCUCGGGCUCUGUCUGGCUGUUGCGUCAGGCAUGUGGCUUGGAAAGGAGGGACCUCUGGUGCACGUCGCCUGCUGCUGUGCAAACUUGUUCAUGAAACUCUUCCCCAGCAUCAGCACCAACGAGGCUAGAAAACGCGAGACUUUGAGCGCUGCAGCCGCGAGUGGUAUCUCUGUUGCAUUUGGCUCUCCGAUAGGAGGUGUGCUCUUUAGUCUGGAGCAGCUUUCCUACUACUUUCCUGAUAAAACCAUGUGGGCAUCUUUCGUCUGCGCCAUGGUGGCAGCCGUCACACUGCAAGCAUUUGACCCUUUUCGGACUGGACAACUGGUUCUCUACCAAGUCACAUAUCACUCCGGCUGGCACGCCUUCGAACUGAUCCCAUUCGCGACUAUCGGUAUCAUUGGAGGAUUGUACGGAGCCAUGUUCAUUAAGCUCAAUAUGCGUAUAGCCUCCUGGAGAGCUUCUCCCUCCUACUGGCUCGCCAAGCACCCUGUGUUGGAGGUCGUUGCCGUCGCCCUACUGACGGCCCUCAUCUCUUACCCGAUCACGUUCCUCCGGGCGCAGAGCUCUGAAUUGGUAGAAUAUCUCUUCGCCGAAUGUCGCGACAUCACAGACGACCUCCUCGGCCUGUGUAAGAGCGGCGUGGCGAACACAGGCGUCAUUCUUAUGCUUCUUGUUUCAGCCGCGUUCGGGUUUCUCCUCGCAAGCAUGACCUUUGGGCUUCAGAUACCUGCAGGAAUCCUCUUACCUUCAAUGGCUAUAGGUKCUCUCUACGGAAGAGUCAUUGGUCUGAUCGUUGAGGUCUGGCAGCGUGAGCAUCCUGGGUUCAUCGUUUUCGCAGCUUGCGAGCCGGAUGUUCCCUGCGUCACACCUGGUACCUACGCAGUCAUUGGCGCAGCUUCUGCUCUCGCAGGUGCCACGCGUAUGACGGUGUCUAUCGUAGUCAUCAUGUUUGAGCUUACUGGCGCAUUGACAUAUGUCUUGCCCAUCAUGAUCGCCGUCAUGAUCUCGAAAUGGGUCGGAGACGGCUUCGGCAAGAGAGGAAUCUAUGAGAGCUGGAUCGCCUUCCAAGGCUACCCAUUCCUUGACAACAAAGACGAUGCGCCAAUCCCAGAUAUCCCCGUCAGCGAUGUCAUGACCCGAGCAGAAGAUCUCAUCAGCAUAACGGCCACGGGACACACAAUUUCCAGCUUGAGAGAGCUCCUGCAGGAGCAUCAUUUCCGCGGUUUCCCGGUAAUCUCUUCAGAUGCCGACGCCACAUUACUGGGAUACAUUUCCCGCACUGAAUUGACUUUUGCACUUGAUUCUGCCGGAAGCGCAACUCGGUCUCUUCCUCCGGAUACAGAGUGUUUCCUGCAGCAUCAGCCUCUUGCAGACCCUACAGUUACUCUAGAUCUGAGACCUUGGAUGGACCAGACUCCGAUUACAUUGAACUCGCGGAGCAGUCUGAUGCUCACGAAUGAAAUGUUUCAGAAGCUGGGACUGCGAUAUGUGGUCUUCUCUGAUCGUGGGAGGUUGGCGGGUUUGUGCACGAAAAAGGAUCUUUGGUUUGUGUUGAAUGACGGUCGAGCAGAGCAUUCUGCUGUUGACGGCGGGUUUGCUGCUCGGGAAAGAGGUUGGGAUGGUAGGGAUGAUGAGGAAGAGGAGAGGGAUCGUGGUGGCUAG
Molecule: messenger RNA, 2754 nt
Organism: Ramularia collo-cygni
Lineage: Eukaryota; Fungi; Ascomycota; Dothideomycetes; Mycosphaerellales; Mycosphaerellaceae
Product: related to chloride channel protein 3
Exons: 1
Coding region: 1-2754 (917 amino acids)
Biological process (GO): transmembrane transport; chloride transport
Cellular component (GO): early endosome; Golgi apparatus; membrane
Molecular function (GO): voltage-gated chloride channel activity
Source: RefSeq, a predicted model, not a curated record